CGUCUUCCUUCACACCUUUACUACUUCGUUGCACAAUGUUCGGUCGUGCUUCUCUUGCGCUCGUUUUAAUUUCUAUAGCCGCAUUUUUCUGUGCGCAAUCUGCGGAUGCUGCCAAGGGCCCCAAAAUCACCCAUAAGGUCUACUUCGAUAUCAGGCAUGGUGACAAGGACAUAGGUCGAGUUGUCAUUGGUCUUUACGGCGGAACCGUUCCAAAGACAGUCGAGAACUUCCGCGCACUUGCAACUGGUGUUGGCAAGGAUGGUCAGGAGCUUGGCUACGGUUACAAGGGCUCCAAGUUCCACCGUGUUAUCAAGAACUUCAUGAUCCAAGGCGGUGACUUCACUCGUGGCGAUGGCACCGGUGGAAAGUCUAUUUACGGCGACCGUUUUAAGGAUGAGAACUUCAAGCUCAAGCACGCCGGACCCGGCACUCUUUCCAUGGCUAAUGCAGGCAAGGACACUAACGGAUCUCAAUUCUUCAUUUGCACUGUAAUCACCAGCUGGUUGGACGGUAAACAUGUGGUCUUCGGAAAAGUCUUGGAGGGAAUGGACAUUGUAUACGCUAUUGAGGACGUUCCCAAGGGCAGCAAUGAUCGUCCAUUGGAGGACGUCACCAUCUACGACUCUGGAGAGCUGCCAGUUGAGCCAGUGGUGGAUGAGACAGGAAAUCAGGACAUCGCCACUGCACCCGUGAAUUCCGUAACUUCGUCAGCCGAUGCUGAAUUGCCCGCCUCUACACCCGCCUCACCAGCAUCUAACGAGAAGACAAGCCCUGUGGAGUCUACUCCCUCUUCAGUUGUGGAUGCCACUCCUGAGGUUGUGGAGGAUGUUUCUGGGUCGUCGGAGCGUCUGAAGUAUGCUGCCAUCUUAUUUGUGGUAGUCGUGGUUGGAGUGGGGAUGUUUGUUUGGUGUGGUGACAGACUCGGUCGUUUGAAAGGCCUUUUUCAACGUGCAGAUCGUACACAUUACAAACGUGUCGGGGACGAGGAUUUGGAGAAGUAAGUGCAGUUGAUAUUGACGUUUCGAGUUGGCGGAACAUACCAGGUCAUGAAACUUGUGCAAUGUAUCAUAGAUAUAUCUUGCUUGGCUAACAUAACUAGUGCUGUCGUUCCUUCGCAAGUCCGUUGUAGGGACUCUUGCUCCCAAGGUGGCAUGACUUAGUGUUCGAACGUCCUUCCUUUCCUUGAAGUCUCCUCUUCGUCUACCUGCCAGUGCGCCUAGGCUACUUCAUUAGUAGCAUAGCAAAUACUAUGUGCACUGAUUAUUU
Messenger RNA from Suillus fuscotomentosus, 1266 nucleotides. RefSeq names its product peptidylprolyl isomerase B. Gene Ontology annotation, molecular function: peptidyl-prolyl cis-trans isomerase activity. Gene Ontology annotation, cellular component: endoplasmic reticulum; fungal-type vacuole. Gene Ontology annotation, biological process: protein folding; protein peptidyl-prolyl isomerization. The transcript is spliced from 13 exons. NCBI's taxonomy places the organism in Eukaryota, Fungi, Basidiomycota, Agaricomycetes, Boletales, Suillaceae. The coding region runs from base 36 to 1001 and encodes 321 amino acids. The record is from RefSeq and is a predicted model, not a curated record.